GACCGGCGAGCACGUUUUACUUUCUCACAUUGCUCCUGCAGAAAACAAUGACUUCAUACAGGAAAAGGCGCUAACUGUUGGCGCCUGAACACAAAAAUUAAAAUUAAUUAGCCAGCAGGUCUUUUACCAAAGGUGACAGGUGGGUCCUGUAGGUAGGUUUCUGUCUGAACGCAGAGUUUAGGAAAGAAGAGCUGUCGUCGUCUCCGCGAGGGAUAAGGAAGAGGAAGAGGACUACCAAGCAUGUCGGCUAAAGAAAUAGUGAGGAGAAAUAAAACAACCAUUCAGAGUACUCUAUGUGGAGACCACCAAUUUAUCCUAAACAAAGUCUACGAGAAUGAAAUAAUAACUUUACGCGAGUACAACAACCUUAGAAACAUCAACCGAGAAAAUGUGGAAGGACACGUUGUUGAGCUUGUGGAUAAGAUUAUGAAUAAAGGAGAUGCCUCCUGCCAAAACUUCCUGAGUCUCCUGCAAACCGACGACGACAUUAAAGAGACUUUCCCGGAGCUGCAAAGUAUACCGCUGAAUGACAUCCGGCCUUUACCUGCACCCGUCCAAGCCUCUUCCACUCAUAGUGGUGAUCUGGAACUAGACAAGAAGAUUCAGAAAAGGGAUGAUCUUUAUCAGUUGCAAAGCCAGCCUGUUGGGCUCUGUGUGAUCAUAAACAAUGAAAAUUUCACUAAAGGGAAACAGAGACCUGGAACGGAGAACGACGCUCAAAGCCUGGCAGAGGUGUUUAGCUGGCUUGGAUUCACUGUGCUGAUGUUUAAAGACCAAACCAAAGAUGAGAUGGAACAGACGAUGACAUGGUUAGCCUCUCCAACUGAUGUCAUGCCACUGCAGAAGUCUAAUGUCCAGGAGUGGUCCAGGGGCAGAUUUGUUGUCUCUCAACGUAUUCCUAGGCAUGGCGAUGCCUUCAUCUGCUGCAUUCUGAGUCACGGGCAAAAAGGUGCAGUUUUGGGCACUGACGGGAAUCCUCUUUACAUUAAGCAAAUUACAAGAAUUUUCAAAGGGACUGAGCAGUCGCCCCUCACAGGCAAGCCCAAAGUGUUCCUGAUCCAGGCCUGCCAAGGAUGUAUGAUACAGAAAGGGGUGCUAGUGCAAGGUCUGGAGUCUGAUGAUUCAGGUUUACUAUCCAUUCCUGAAGAAGCCGAUUAUCUGGUUGCUGUUGCCACUGUUGAAGAUCAUGUAUCGUUUAGACACCGUACAAAUGGGAGCUGGUUUAUCCAGUCUCUGUGUCAGCAGCUGAAGGAGCACUGUCCGAGGGGUGAGGACAUCAACUUCAUUCUUCAGUAUGUGAAUGGUGAAGUAAGUAAAAAAGAGGCCUCCAGUUCUCCUGGUGAAGCCAAGCAGAUCCCUGAAGUGAAGUACACCCUGAGAAAGAGACUUGUGCUGUCACCACAUCACACGUCAGACUAAAUCUCCACACAGCCUGCAGCCAGUGCACACUUCACCUCUGAAGUAAGGAUGUAUAAUUAACUCCGGUGAAUGGUUUCCUAAAAUUUUAAAAAUAGAUUUAAAAUGUUUUAUUAUUUUGUUGUUUUUUUUUUUGUUUUGUUUGUUUUUGAUAAACACAAAUUUUCCACUAUAGAAUAUCAGAAAGUUAAGUGUAAUCAUUGUGUGUCACAGACUUCAUUUUCAUGUAAAAAAAAUCUAAAGCCAUUUUUUAAAAGUAAAAGUCUAAAUUAUGUGAUAUAUGCAUAAAUUACUGAACAUUUCAGACCAAACAUAAAUAACAUUCCAAUCCAGAUUGUUUGUUGAAUUAUGUAUUUUUUAUUAUUAUUGUUUCUUGGUUGUUUUGCAGUUUCCCUCUCUGAUAAAUAAAAUAUUAAAAUAAAGUAUUUUUAUUUCAUCCCAAGAGAUUAAAAAGGAAUUCAAAUAAAUGGAAUAUUAAAAACAAUGGCAUUGCUGUAAGAGAUGUUUGUGACACAUACUAAAACAAUAAAUCAUUA
Messenger RNA from Melanotaenia boesemani (Boeseman's rainbowfish), 1952 nucleotides. Its product is annotated as caspase-8-like. Lineage: Eukaryota; Metazoa; Chordata; Actinopteri; Atheriniformes; Melanotaeniidae. The record is from RefSeq and is a predicted model, not a curated record. The coding region runs from base 241 to 1419 and encodes 392 amino acids. The transcript is spliced from 6 exons. Gene Ontology annotation, molecular function: cysteine-type endopeptidase activity. Gene Ontology annotation, biological process: negative regulation of extrinsic apoptotic signaling pathway via death domain receptors; proteolysis.